UCCACACUUAAAGCAAUCAUAAACAACAAAUCUUCUAAAUUGCAAAAGAAAAUAUAUAGGGUUACACACUUAAGAGAGAAUAUGGGAACCAAAAUUGGAGCGAGGCCAUUGCCUCGACUCCUAUAUGCAAUAGCAUUUUGCAUAAUUGCUAUUAAGACUCUUGCUAUUGCUGAUGACAACCCUUACUACCAUGAAGGCAAACAACCAUACUACAACUAUCCACAACCAACAACACCCCCAUCUUACUAUUACAAACCACCACCAUAUAAUAACUAUCAAUCUCCACCUCCAUAUGCUUACAAAUUCCCUCCAUAUAACUAUCAAUCUCCACCUCCAUACAAAUUCCCUCCAUAUAACUAUCAAUCUCCACCUCCUUAUGAGUACAAAUUCCCUCCAUAUAAUUACUAUAAAUCUCCUCCGCCGUCACCACCACCUCCUUAUGUUUACAAACCCCCACCUUAUGUUUACAAACCCCCACCAUAUCACUACAACUCUCCACCUCCUUAUGUCUAUAAAUCACCUCCACCACCUCCAUAUGUUUACAAGUCCCCGCCUCCUCCACCUUAUGUCUAUAAAUCACCUCCACCUCCUCCAUAUGUUUACCCGUCUCCUCCUCCACCAUCACCGCCACCUCCUUAUGUCUACAAAUCACCUCCACCUCCUCCAUAUGUUUACAAGUCCCCACCUCCUCCACCUUAUGUCUACCCGUCUCCUCCUCCACCAUCACCGCCACCUCCUUAUGUCUAUAAAUCACCUCCACCUCCUCCAUAUGUUUACAAGUCUCCACCUCCUCCACCUUAUGUCUACCCGUCUCCUCCUCCACCAUCACCGCCACCUCCUUAUGUCUACAAAUCACCUCCACCUCCUCCAUAUGUUUACAAGUCCCCACCUCCUCCACCUUAUGUUUAUCCAUCUCCUCCUCCACCAUCACCACCUCCUCCAUAUAUCUACAAGUCGCCACCUCCUCCACCAUAUGUCUAUAACAGUCCACCACCUCCACCCUAUGUGUACAACUCACCACCUCCUCCACCUUAUGUCUACAAGUCGCCACCUCCACCACCAUAUGUCUAUAAAUCACCUCCUCCUCCUCCAUAUGUCUACAAAUCACCACCACCUCCUCCAUAUGUUUACAAAUCACCACCAUACGUCUACAAGCCACCAACACCUCCUCCAUAUGUCUACAAAUCACCACCAUACGUCUACAAGCCACCAACACCUCCCCCAUAUGUGUAUGAAUCACCACCAUAUGUCUACAAGCCACCAACACCUCCUCCAUAUGUCUACAAAUCACCACCAUACGUCUACAAGCCACCAACACCUCCCCCAUAUGUCUACAAAUCACCACCAUACGUCUACAAGCCACCAACACCUCCCCCAUAUGUCUACGAAUCACCACCAUACGUCUACAAGCCACCAACACCUCCCCCAUAUGUCUACGAAUCACCACCAUACGUCUACAAGCCACCAACACCUCCUCCAUAUGUUUACAAGUCCCCACCUACACCAUAUAAUCCCUACCAAUAUAGCACACCUCCACCCCCUGCCUAUUAAGCUUGAUAAUUUGCAUUUUCACAUUUUCAAUAAUUAUAUUAUGAUCCAUGUUGUGUUAUUUUUAAUAAAGUCCUCAUUUGUAUUAAGGUGUUCAUUGUAAUAAAAGUUGUAUUUUGGAUUUGUGUAUCA
This is a messenger RNA of Trifolium pratense (red clover), 1680 nucleotides long. Its product is annotated as extensin-2-like. NCBI's taxonomy places the organism in Eukaryota, Viridiplantae, Streptophyta, Magnoliopsida, Fabales, Fabaceae. The record is from RefSeq and is a predicted model, not a curated record. The transcript has a single exon. Bases 82 to 1551 code for a protein of 489 amino acids.